Choloepus didactylus (southern two-toed sloth) is the source of this 1705-nucleotide messenger RNA. It is a transcript of the gene TMEM41A, whose product is annotated as transmembrane protein 41A. Bases 85 to 879 code for a protein of 264 amino acids. The transcript has 5 exons. Lineage: Eukaryota; Metazoa; Chordata; Mammalia; Pilosa; Megalonychidae. The record is from RefSeq and is a predicted model, not a curated record.
GCUGGCGCAGCCGGCGCGUAGCGUGGUCCCGGCAGUGCCACCAGGCUCUUCAGCGGCCCCGCGGGCGGGGUUGCGAGCGUCGAUAUGCGCCCCCUGCUCGGCCUCCUCCUGGUCUUCGCCGGCUGCACCUUCGCCCUGUACUUGCUGUCGACGCGACUGCCUCGCGGGCCGAGACUGGGUUCCGCCGAGGAGACUGACGGCAGGUUGGUGUGGUUCCCUUCAGACUUGGCGGAGCUGCGGGAGCUCUCCGAGGUCCUUCGAGAGUACAGGAAGGAGCACCAGGCUUAUGUGUUCCUGCUUUUCUGCAGUGCCUACCUCUACAAACAGGCCUUUGCUAUCCCCGGCUCCAGCUUCCUGAAUGUUUUAGCUGGUGCCUUGUUUGGUCCAUGGCUGGGGCUCCUGCUGUGCUGUCUGUUGACUUCUGUGGGUGCCACAUGUUGCUACCUGCUCUCCAGUAUUUUUGGCAAACAAUUGGUGGUCUCCUACUUUCCUGCUAAAGUGACCCUCCUGCAGAGGAAGGUGGAGGAGAACCGGAACAGCUUGUUUUUCUUCUUACUGUUUUUGAGACUUUUCCCCAUGACACCAAACUGGUUCUUAAACCUCUCAGCCCCAAUUCUGAACAUUCCUAUUGUGCAGUUCUUCUUCUCCGUUCUUAUCGGUUUGAUCCCAUACAAUUUCAUCUGUGUACAGACAGGCUCCAUCCUAUCAACCCUCACCUCUCUGGAUGCUCUCUUCUCCUGGGAAACUGUCCUUAAGUUACUGGCCAUUGCCCUAGUGGCCUUAGUUCCUGGGACCCUCAUUAAAAAAUUUAGCCAGAAACACCUGCAUUUGAAUGAAACAAGCAACUCUAAUCAUCUAAAUAGUAAAAAAGGCACGUGAUUUAGAUUUUCUGAUUGCCACAUCCCUGGACUCCAUUGCUUCUUUAAGCAAUGGUUGUGGUUCUCUAAAGCCCUACACUGUUUUCUAGUUACCCUAAACAGAUGAUCGUACACUGUCUGUGGGCAGUGUCUUGUCGUAGAGGACACUGUGUUCUAGAUGGUGAAUUAUAUCAGGUUUGUUCUCAAACCAGCCCUGGUUUAGUAGGACACUCUGAGAAAUGGAGGGCUUCCUAGAAUAUCCUGUUUAAAUUUUCCUGAGUAACAGGGGGAAUUCAGGAUAGGCUAUUAUUAUACUUGUCUCUUGCCAACUCCUGAGCUGCCAUGGGAGAGGAUGCUGAUUGUCCUUCUCCAGAGUGCCUCUUUUUGCAAAAUGACAGGCUGUUGUGACAGGUGUUCUCCUAUUACCUCCCUAGUGGAUGUUAUUAAUGUAAAUGAUGACAUGUGAAUCCAUGGCACUAACAUCAGUCUUCAUUGUCUGUUAGUCUCUUGAAGAGUGUUUCCUUUGUUAUUUUUUGCUAAUCACCUACCUCUUCUAUAAGCCAAGGGAAACAAGCUGACGAACUGCGUGGGACUUCCACACAGAGCUGAAAUGCACAGCAAUUUCUGUGAUGCUGUUUGUGUUCAGACACACUGAUGUUACCAUGUUUAUCAAACCUCCUUAUAGUUGCAUGUCCUGACAAUUCAGCUGAUUGCAAACAGACUAUUAAAUAUGAAUAGAGCAAACUCUGUAUGUUUUGGAUAUGUUCUGGAUAAAUUCUUACCCAUGGAUGGGGACAGGGCUCUUGACUCACCUGAAUCAAAUAAACAUCAUUACAUUUUUAAAUCUG